Messenger RNA from Planococcus citri (citrus mealybug), 2074 nucleotides. RefSeq lists its product as uncharacterized. The record is from RefSeq and is a predicted model, not a curated record. NCBI's taxonomy places the organism in Eukaryota, Metazoa, Arthropoda, Insecta, Hemiptera, Pseudococcidae. The coding region runs from base 1340 to 1840 and encodes 166 amino acids. The transcript is spliced from 3 exons.
UAUUAAACGAUUCGUUCGUAAUACCUCAAGGGGUGAAUUGGCACAAGAAUUCUUUCAAAAUUCAUUUUCUCAGGAACGUUUGAACCGCAUUUUGGCCAAAUUAUGUACGUUUUUUAAACCAAUAAAAAAAGACAGUUACCUACUCAUCCACACAAAGCAAUGAGCAAAUUAAAUAUUCGUAGAACAGUCUCAUAUUCUUGGAUUUUUUCAGGCAAAUCUCAAAUCCCCUAAUUGGCGACCUGUCACUCACAGUCAUUUUUUUGGGGCGACCAUGACAAUUUCAAAUCGCUUAAAAUCAGUUAACACUGUUACUUACUUAUCAAAAAUUUGAGUAAGUAAAAACUUGUUCUCAGGAUCCGUUUUGUCCUGUAGCUUGAUACUGCUGUAAUUUCUUCUUCAUCAACUCUUCAUUCUCUGAACUUGGAACGUAAAUUUUUUCCAGUAAUGCUUGUUUUCUUUUCAUCCGAUCAGUUUCGGACUCACUGUUCUCAUUUUCCUCAUUUGAGCUCGAUCGAGUGUGUAUCUGAUUGCCAAAAAAUGACAUCUGCAAAACACAGCUCAGAAUGAAAACAAUCUCCUUAAAAACCUAGGUAGGUAGGUAGGUAGGUACCAAAAGUGAAAUGUUUCAGGGAAAUCGUUUCAAGUUUUCUGGGAUUUUUUUUUUCAAAAUUCACUUUAAAUUGAAAUAUUACGAUGAAAUCAUCAAAAUUGGGGUCUGUGGGAGACUCCAUUCGAUUCUUGAAGAGCUCAGGUUUCGACCAUCAAGUACAUAUAUAGCUACAGGUGUCAGUAGGUACCUCAUAUCUCAGCGUACCUACCAGCCUACCGAUAUGAUGAAAUUCUCAUGCUGAUUGUCAUAUAUUUUUACUCCUACAAAUACAACUUUUUUUUGCACCUAAAAUAUUAUUUUUAUUAUUAUUCUAGAGUGUUCUACUCGACUGAUAUUCCACCUGUCUGGAAUCGUAUCGAUACGUUUCACUCAUAAUAGACUGUCCCAGUUUAGUUCGAGGGAGAAGAGGUUCUUUGUCAUUCGAUACGAUCAAAUUGAGAUGUGAUCCGUUACGCCACUAUAACCGUGAAAGCAUAGACAGAGGUCAUUACCAAUGAAAACAAUUAGGAAAAAAACACCACGAAAAUGAACAAGUCACACCGGACCGUAACUAUUUUAAUAUUGUUUGUCGAAACAGCAAAAAAUUGACUGGUUUUUUUGCUCCAAACGAUUUCUCGACGCACCAUCGUCGUCAGCUUCGCAGUGAUGUGCCAUUUACAGUACUGGUGUUGGUCUUCACCCAUAGUCUAUCGUUCGUUUCUCGGAGUGAAUUUUUAAUUUGUGGAUGAUAUGAGAAUGAAAUUGAUCGUUUGGUGUUUAGAAAUUUCAAUUAUUACUUCUAUAGUUGUGUCACAAAUUGCCAACCCUGGUUGGCAACAGUAUUAUCCAGUUAGUCAUUCAUGGGCACCUGCAAUACAACCAGGAUUUCAAAACCAUUUUCGUAGAGUGCGUAUGGGACAAGGCAAAUAUCGUAUGUUACCCACCGGAAACGCCGAAGUAACUUGCGAAUUUCCUGACAGCAUGUUGAUGAUAUCAAAUAUUAUUUGGGAACGGGCUGACAUGGGUACCAGAGAUUUGAGCACUCUGUAUCGCAGACACGGUAUAAGUCAUCAAUACGAUAUCCACAUUAAACCUCAUGGCAGUACUUUGCAUUUAUUCGAUGUUAAUCCCUUGGAUCGGGGCUUGUAUAGGUGUUUAGCUACUGCUUUGGAUACUGGAACGAAUCAAGUCGUCACCAUGUUUCAGGAUACGGAAUUUUAUCCUGAUUUUGGAGGUUAUCAUCAAAUUUAAUUAUGACGAAAAAAUAAGGUGUUUUAAUUUAUUUUUAAUAUGUUACGACCUCGCUUAAAAAAAAAAAAAAAAAAAAAAAAAAAAAAUGGUCCAAAGUUGGAAUUACAGUAUAAGUGAGCAAGCUAGUAUAGAUAGGUAUAGUUGAAAUAUGAUUUUAUUUUUAAUACAUUAUAUCUGCGAUUUUUUUUACACGUGAUGUGAUCUAAUCUGUAUUGAUUAAAAAAUCCAACAAUU